CUUUUAUUAAAAUGACUUUAAAACCUAUCUUUUUCUUUGAUUUAGACAACUGUUUAUAUGAUAAAAAAUUAAAUGUUCUCAGUUUAAUGAGACAAAAGAUUCGAGAAUACUUUGUCAAUACUAUGGGCAUUCCAGCUGAAGAAGUUGCUGCACUUCAAAUGAAAUAUAUGAAGACAUACGGUACAUCACUUAAGGGCCUUCAAAAAGAAUAUCAUGUCGAUCCUAUUGAUUAUGACCAAAAGGUAGACCAAGCUUUGCCAUUGGAUGGUUUGAUCAACAAGGACGAACCACUUAGAGAAAUGCUUCAUAACAUGAAUUGUAAGAAGUGGGUAUUCACAAAUGCUUAUCGAGUGCAUGCUGUUCGAUGUUUGAAAUUAUUGGGUAUUGAGAAUGAAUUUGAUGGUCUGACAUACGCAAACUAUGCCAUUCCUGAUUUUAACUGCAAGCCAGAUCCUGCUGCUUUUAUGCGAGCCAUGAAAGAUGCAGGUGCUGUUGAUCCUACACAGUGUUACCUUGUUGAUGAUUCUGCUCAAAAUAUUGAUGCUGCUCAACAAUUGGGCUGGACUACUGUUCAUCUUGCAGAUGAUGCAUCACAAUCCAAUCACGGUGACUUCCAAAUCGACGAUAUUCAUGAUUUGUAUGAAAUACUGCCUGAGUUUUGGGAACCCAAGACCGAAGUCAAGAUUAGAAGACAAUCUCUUGGUAUUACAGCUGAAGCAUAAAUGCUUUUGUAUUAGACUAUGUGUUUGAUUUUUAAUAAAUACCUAUUUGGCUAAUUUAA
This is a messenger RNA of Gilbertella persicaria, 781 nucleotides long. RefSeq names its product pyrimidine 5'-nucleotidase. The transcript has 9 exons. Gene Ontology annotation, molecular function: nucleotidase activity. Gene Ontology annotation, biological process: nucleotide catabolic process; pyrimidine nucleobase metabolic process. Bases 12 to 722 code for a protein of 236 amino acids. NCBI's taxonomy places the organism in Eukaryota, Fungi, Mucoromycota, Mucoromycetes, Mucorales, Choanephoraceae. The record is from RefSeq and is a predicted model, not a curated record.